Molecule: messenger RNA, 2606 nt
Organism: Juglans microcarpa x Juglans regia
Lineage: Eukaryota; Viridiplantae; Streptophyta; Magnoliopsida; Fagales; Juglandaceae
Product: DNA-(apurinic or apyrimidinic site) endonuclease 2
Exons: 11
Coding region: 96-1970 (624 amino acids)
Biological process (GO): base-excision repair
Cellular component (GO): nucleus
Molecular function (GO): zinc ion binding; DNA-(apurinic or apyrimidinic site) endonuclease activity; double-stranded DNA 3'-5' DNA exonuclease activity
Source: RefSeq, a predicted model, not a curated record
GACAUCCGAAUUUAACGUCGCCCGGAGACUGGAGUGAUGCAUUCCUCGGGCGAUUUCCCUCUGUUCUGUUGGAAGGAAAUGAUGAAAGGUAGAAGAUGAAGAUCGUAACGUAUAACGUGAAUGGGCUUAGAUCGCGCAUUUCUCAGUUCGGCUCCCUCCCCAAAUUGCUCGAUUCCUUCGAUGCCGAUAUCAUUUGCUUUCAGGAGACCAAGUUAAGAAGGCAGGAGCUGACGGCGGAUUUGGCAGUGGCGGACGGUUACGAAUCGUUCUUCUCGUGCACGCGUACGUCCGAUAGAGGCCGAAUGGGGUAUUCCGGGGUUGCUACGUUUUGUCGUGUAAAGUCAGCUUUUUCGAGCAUCGAAGUGGCCCUGCCGAUUGCAGCUCAGGAGGGCUUUACGGGACUUGUUGAAAACUCUCAGAAUAGAAAAUGCGAAGCACGCAAUGAAAUAGUGGAUGACCUUGAGGAUGAGUUUGCCAAGGAGGAGCUUCUUAAGGUUGACAGCGAGGGGCGAUGUAUUAUCACGGAUCAUGGUUAUUUUGUUCUGUUUAACUUGUAUGGGCCUCGAGCUGAAUGCAAUGAUGAAGAAAGGAUCCAGUUUAAGCUCAAGUUUUUCAAGAUAUUACAGAAAAGGUGGGAGUCUCUCUUGCGCCAGGGAAGGAGGAUAAUUGUUGUUGGUGAUUUCAACAUUGCACCCACUGCAAUGGAUCGUUGUGAUGCUGGACCAGAUUUCGAGAUGGAUGAAUUCAGAAGAUGGUUUAGAUCCAUACUAGUGGAAAGUGGAGGCCCUUUCUCUGAUGUUUUUAGAACAAAACAUCCUGAAAGAAGAGAAGCAUACACAUGCUGGCCGCAAAAUACAGGUGCUGAAGUGUUUAAUUACGGCACAAGAAUUGAUCAUAUUCUGUGUGCUGGAUCAUGCUUACAUGAAGAGCAUCAUGACCUGCAAGGCCAUAACCUUAUGACUUGCCACGUGGAGGAGUGUGACAUACUGAUACAGUACAAACGGUGGAAACCUGGGAAUACAGUUAGGUGGAAAGGAGGGCGAAGCAUCAAACUGGAAGGUUCCGAUCAUGCUCCCGUUUUUACAAGAUUGCGGGAAAUUCCGGAUAUUUCCGAACACAGUACUCCUGCUUUAUCUGCUAGAUAUAUUCCCAUGAUUCAUGGCGUCCAGCAAACUCUUGUGUCAAUCUUAACGAAAAGACAACUUGCUGAACAAAUUAGAUCCUGUGAGAUGUCAGGUUCACUUUCAGAUGAAAAUAUCACAUCAGAGACUUGCAAUGAGAGAGUGAAGAGGUCAUCCAACGCCUGCAGUAUAUCUGGUGUAUCCCCUGUUGAGUCUUUUUCUUCAAACCAAGAAUCUGAAGGUCUCAUUUCUAAUACAGCUGAGCAUUCCAGAGGUUUUGAUGGUGAUGCUGCUUGUAACAUCUGGGUUAUUUCAGGAAGUAAGCAGAGCAAAUCAAUGCCCAGAAAUGAAACCAUGAAAAAGGCAAGAAAAAGUCAAGGGUCCCAACUCUCAUUGAGGUCAUUUUUCCAGAGAAGUCCAAACCCUAUCAAUAAUGCUAAAGACUCUAAUAGUGGCAUUUCAAUCAGUCAAGCAGAAGUCCUACAGCCUGGUAGUCUCUCCAAUACAAGUUCUGUGGUGGAUGUUCAAUGCAGCGGUUCCCAGCAGCAUGCAUUGAACUCAAGUACACCCACUCAGGAUGACUAUGAACUAAGUUCCUCUACUUUGGAGCGGGAGAAAACUAAUGCUGCUUUAUUGGAGUGGCGAAGGAUACAGCAAGUCAUGCAGAAUAGCAUACCUCUUUGUAAGGGACAUAAUGAACCUUGUGUUGCACGGGUAGUGAAGAAACAAGGUCCUAAUUUUGGUCGCAGAUUUCAUGUCUGUGCUCGAGCCGAGGGACCUGCCUCAAAUCCUGAAGCAAAUUGUAGUUACUUCAAAUGGGCUGCUUCAAAAUCUGGGCACUUACGAUGAUGGCGAUUAAAGAUGGAGAUUUCAAUCUGCAUUUCCGGGGAAAUCUAGCAUUUGCUCCUAUGCUGGAAAUCACAUGUAAAUUAACAUGUUAGUUUUCAGGUAAGUUAAAACUGCAAGGCCAUCUUUAUUUGCAUUGUUAGUAAUAUGGUGCCCUAGAAUGAAUCUUCAGGCCCUUCUAUUAGAUUUUCUGUAAUAAUGUGUAGGUUCACCGGAUCCUUGUUAUUAAUUAGUAGUUUUCUUCCCAUAAAUUAUAAUAAAUAAUUGGCAGAGGAGAGAAAUGGAAAAUUAUUAGGUACUCUCCAAUAGGGCUGUAUAGAAAUCGAUGGGACCGACCUGGGAUUAAUAAACCUCCCUUCUUAUUCUCCCGUCUUCUUCUUUUCUCUGCUUCUUCCCACCAACGGCACAACUUGCCGCUCCCCUCCUCCGCAACGACACCGAAAGCAGACCGAUGAAUUGUACCGACUCAUGCUGACACCAAGGUUGCCAAGUUUUUCCCCUAAUUGGCCAGUUCUGAACCUCUCCUAAAGCACCGACGAAGUCGGGUUUCAGCCCUACUCUCCAAGUACUGAUGAUCAUGUAGUACACUAGUCCUGAUUUAUAAGUUUUGAUGAAUGCCAAGCAUAAUGCUUAGCUUUA